AUGGCUUCUAUCCUCAAGAAAAUCAUCCGCAAUGAUGCCAUGAAAGAAGAUCCCGUCGAGAUCUAUGGAUGGAGAGCUUUCGUCUUGACCUUGACAGCAUGCAUGUCCGGUAUGCUUUUUGGCAUGGACACUGGUAUCAUUGGCGGCGUCAUCGUUCUGCCUGCUUUCACCAAGAAGUAUCACUUUGAUGGCCUCAGCAAAAACGAUGCCGCAACACUCUCGGCCAACAUCGUCUCCUUCCUACAGCUUGGUUGCACCUUCGGUGCUUUGGUGGCGUAUCCUUUCGCCGACAAAUACGGGCGCCGUGCUUCCUUGAUCGUCUCUGCCUUCAUUGGCCUGGUGGGGAUUGUGAUGCAAUUUGCAGCCUCGGGCUACCUUGGGUGCAUGUAUACAGCUCGGCUCAUUGCUGGCCUCGGGGCAGGAGCGUGCUCUAUGAUUGCUCCUCUCUAUGUCUCAGAAAAUGCUCCUCGGGCCCUUCGCGGGGCACUUACUGGAACCUUUCAGUUCUUCAACACCUUUGGCGUCAUGAUUGCAUUUUGGAUUGACUAUGGUGCCGAACUCCACCUUACCGGAUCGGCCUCCUACAUGGUGCCUCUUGCAAUGCAAGGAAUACCAGCAGUCCUCUUGAUCAUUGGGAUGUUUUUCAUGAAUGAAUCCCCUCGGUUUCUUGCCAAGCAGGAUGAAUGGGAGAAGGCCAGAAAGGUCCUGUCUUUGGUCCGCAACCUCCCCGAGGACCAUCCCUACCUGCAGAGCGAAUUUAGAGACAUCGCUACACAGCUGGAGCGGGAGCGGCUCCUGAUUAACGGUUCUGGGUGGCGAGCUCUACAACGCGAAAUGUGGACCAUUCCAGGCAACCGGAAGCGAGCAUUGAUCAGCUUUAUACUCAUGAUGUUCCAAAAUCUGACUGGUUCCAACGCAAUUAACUAUUAUGCACCGACCAUCUUCAAAAACGUUGGAAUCACUGGGACUUCGGUCAGCCUCCUAGCAACCGGCAUCUAUGGCAUUGUGAAGAUGACCUCGUGUGCGACCUAUCUGAUAUUUUUUGCUGAUUCGCUUGGGCGACGACGAUCGCUUCUCUGGACAGCUAUUGCAAUUGCUUGUGAUAUGAUGUACAUUGGGCUUUACGUUCGCAUCUCGCCACCCAAAGCUGGUGUGCCAAUUUCCGGUGCCGGAUAUUUUGCCCUUGUGUGCAUUUACUUGUUUGCGGUGUUCUUCCAAAUGGGUUGGGGGGCGACACCCUGGAUCUACGCUUCAGAAAUCCCUAGCGCGCGAUUGCGUUCCAUGAACGUAUCCAUUGCAGCUUCCUCCCAGUGGCUGUGGAAUUUUGUUGUUGCAAGAGCUGUGCCAAACAUGUUGGUGAACAUGGGAAGUAAUGGAUAUGGAACAUAUAUUUUCUUCAGCGUUUGCUGCGCCUGUUCGUUUGUGUUCGUAUGGUUCUUUGUUCCCGACACCAAGGGAUUGUCGCUGGAACAGAUGGACGACUUGUUCGGAGUCACCGAGCUCGUGCAACAGAAAGUCGGAGGCGAACUCGCUAUUGCGCACGAUCCAGAGACAAAAGACGCUCAAGGGGUUGAGACACUGGUAGAGAAUGUUGGCAAGGUGUAA
Messenger RNA from Fonsecaea multimorphosa CBS 102226, 1605 nucleotides. RefSeq lists its product as uncharacterized. Lineage: Eukaryota; Fungi; Ascomycota; Eurotiomycetes; Chaetothyriales; Herpotrichiellaceae. The coding region runs from base 1 to 1605 and encodes 534 amino acids. Gene Ontology annotation, molecular function: carbohydrate:proton symporter activity. The transcript is spliced from 7 exons. Gene Ontology annotation, cellular component: membrane. Gene Ontology annotation, biological process: carbohydrate transport; transmembrane transport. The record is from RefSeq and is a predicted model, not a curated record.